GGCGGGCCUCUUCCGACGGGAGGGCGGCCGUUGAGGCCGUUGAGGCGGCUGCUGCUCCGCGAACAGGGCUUCAGAUGGAGGCGGCGCCGGCUCCCGGGCCGGGGCUCUGCUGCAAGCCUGGCGGACGACUGGACAUGAGCCACGGCUUCGUGCAGCACAUCCGACGGAACCAGAUCGCUCGGGACGACUACGACAAGAAGGUGAAGCAGGCAGCCAAGGAGAAGGCGAGGAGGCGGCACACGCCCGCGCCGACGCGGCCCCGCAAGCCCGAUCUGCAGGUGUACCUGCCGCGACGCCGAGAUGGUUCUACUCACACAGGCAACCCAGACUAUGAGGAGUCCGGUGACAGCAACAGUAGUGGUGGAUCUGAGCUGGAGCCUUCUGGCCAUCAGCUUUUCUGCUUAGAAUAUGAGGCGGACAGCGGAGAGGUCACGUCAGUUAUCGUGUAUCAGGACGAUGACCCCGGAAGGGUGAGUGAGGAGGUGUCAGCACACACGCCUCUGGAUCCACCCAUGCGAGAGGCCCUCAAAUUGCGCAUCCAGGAGGAGAUUGCAAAGCGACAGAGCCGACACUGAGGGGUUGAAGGCAUUGUCUCCAGGCUGGGUUUACUGCAUUCAAAGGAGUUCUGUCCACGGAGCUCACUCCUAGCUUGAGGGUGCCAGGACCAUUUGCUGAUCUUAAGAGCCCUCCCCAGAGCUGCUGCAUCUAUCCACAGGAGAAGGAUGUUGUAGGACUGCCUGCCUCUGUUGCAGCCAUUCCUUUACUGUAUGUUGACCCAUUUGACCAGCCUGAUAGUCUGGAAUUUCUUGAGAAUUUUGUUUGACUAGCUUGGUGUUCUGGAAGCAGAGACUCCGGGAGGAGUUGGGGUCACAAAGCCUUGUGCCAUCAUGCUGCUUUCACUGCGGUCAUGUGCCACCGGACACUUGGCCAAUGCUGUUUCACCCAGCUCUACACCCACGUUUGUAAUUUUAUGGUUCCUUCCUUUUGCCUUUCUGCUCACUUCCAUCGAAUGCCAUGUUUCCUAGGUCUCCUUUUCAGCUCUAUUUCUUCAUUCUUUUUUCCCAUCCAUUUGCCUUAGGUAGAGUCCAUCAGUUGCCCCUCCACUCCCAUUCUCAUGUGACUGCCUCUGGAUGCCGGUACUAUGGGAGCCUCACUGAAGUUGUAGGCAGUGGUCUGUGCCCCUCCAACUGCUCAGCACCUUGGAGGUGGGGGGUCCUGGGGAUGGAUCUACCUUUCUAAAAAGCUCUCCAGGUAAUUCUGUUACCAGCAAAGUGGGAGGCCCUUCAUUUUGGGGGUGUAUCUGCAAGCACGUCUCCGUCUUCCAUGGCCUUUGCAAGUUCCUCACAUGCACCACUACCUUGUACUGUCUAAUAGGAGACUUAGGAAGAAGAUACCGGAACUUAACUGCAAUGAUUUCUUGUAGCAAAACUGGCCUUGGUUAGGGCUAUGGAAUUCCAGCUUUUACCUCAUCCCUAGUUGUCUCUCCUCUGUUCAGACUAAAGAAAUUAUCAAAGCAAGCUUGAAACUGACUCUCCAAAAGUGACUUAACAGUCUUGAACAAAUCCACAAAGGGGAUUUCAACAUGAGUAAGAAGUCCUGAAUGAUGCCCCAAAGGGAGUGAAGUGAGUCUCUUGUCUGCCCCUCCCCUGCCACACGCGUUCCCAUCUCCUGUCUUCCUGACCUCCUUGGAAUAAAGCUCCUCAGGAAUAUCACUCUUUUCACCUAGUGGACAUGUUUCCUAAUGCAGGGUUAAGCCAAGGUCUGAGAUGUCCACAAGCUGUCAUGCACACCAAGGUCUGGAGCCACUUCAGCUUUCCAGCAAGUCAGCUUCACCUCCGUGACUUGAAAUGUGGGGUUUAAGUGAGCGCUAAGACUUGCCGAAACCAAAGCCCCCCUGCCCCAGGGGUUUCUCCACAUCAGGUUCUCAAGCUCAGUCUGGCUGUUGGCUAUCCCAUCUCAGCAGCUUUUCUCCAAAAGGACACCCGAGGGCACUGUUUGUACACUAGUCCUCUGAAAGUCUACCAUCUCAGCAACGAACAAGGCAGCUCUUUAUAACCUAUACCAUUAAAAUGCACAAGCCACAGCUUGUAGUGCACAGGAAUGCUGAGAAGGCGAGUGAGAUGGAUAAGUUAGAAGGACCUGGUUGUGAAGGUGGCCUGGAACCAGAGUGCACCAAACCCACGGAGCCCGCCCAAAGUUAAAUGCCUUAAAUUCGCCAGCCCUGUGCUCCAUUCUGCUUUCAAAGAGGAAAGUCUUUGCCCUCUUUUUCAGCUAGGCUGAAAGUGCCUUUUGACUUAUAAUAUUAACUACCCUCCAAAGCCUUGGGCCAAGGAGGCUUGCCAAACUCUAUCCCCCUCCCCCCGCCCCCAUUCUUCUUGCAGGUCAGAAUCAGAGUACCAGUAAUUUUAGUCUUCCAGCUCUUCAGCUUAUCUUGUGACUUGGAACAUAACAAUUUCACUGGAACUCUUGGGCUUCCUGGUCUGGAAAUACUUUUUGGGUCUGACUUCUCAUAAGUGGAUCACCUGUUUCCUAGUUUUAUAAUAAAACUUGGAAAUGACCAGAAGAGUAUGGGGGGUGGCACCUGAAAUUUUAGCCUGUUUUGUGAGAAGGGAAAAUCUAAAGGAGAGGCCGCGUUUGGUGUGUACCUAAUUGUGUCUUUUUAUGUGUUACGUAAUCUUCACAAAGUCCUCAGGUCGGAGACUGAUGGGAACUCCUUGCUUUUAAACUUUUUUUCUUGAGGCAUUUUGCAUAUGAAGUACAUGUAAUAUAUUUUCUACUCAAAAAAGCAUUUUUAUCCUUAGCAAAUGUAUACAGUGUGACUAUGUACAUGAUUAAGCCUGGUAUUGAAAUAAGAGGUUGUCCUUCAGAGCUGGCCCGUUGGAGGUUUAUGCGCACAUUUCUAUGAUGCUGCCACUGCUUCAGACAUGUCUGAAAUGCCUCUCUGGGAUGCCUUAGAGUUCAGCCACAUUGCUUAUUACUGCUCCUCAUCUGGGCUCCAUGAGGACCCCUGGUGACCAAAAGGUUAGCGGUUCAAACCCACCAGUGGUUCUGUGAGAGAAAGACCUGGCGAUCUGCCCUGGUAAAAAUCACAGCCUAGAAAACCCUACAGGGCAGUUCUACUCUGUCACGUGAGGUUGUUAUGAGUCACAAUCAACUUGACAGCACCUAACAACAGCAUUUGGGCUCCAACAUACUACCACCCAGAUCAUUCACCAGAUUUGGCUUCAGACAUAGCUAUUUUCUAAAAUCUGUGCUUUGCCCCCAAGAAGCAUGAUCCCGAUCAUUUCCCAUGGUCUCUAGAGACAUCCCAUGCUGUGUGGUACAGUGGCAACAGUGUUGGGCUAAAUGGAGUUUUCCAGCGAGCUGCUUCAAAAUCAAUGCUCAUUUGACUACAUACGUUCUCAACUAAGAAAAAAGGCUGGGAGCCUGACAGGCAUAUCUCAUGCCCAUCCAAAGUGACAUGUUCUUAGUAGGUAAGCUAUCAGUUUUAAGCCUUUUUAUUUCCUGGGCUGUGGCAGAUGAUGUUAGUAACGGAAGCUGAGUUUUACAGGGGCUUUGGGCUGUGCAUGGGUAAACACUAGCUUGAGAUCUACCCAGUUGGCAAGCGUGGAAGUCUUUGAAAAAUGUAAUGUAAGAAAGGAAGAGAAGAAUGUAAGGCUUUUUGUCCUGAGCAAGAGUAGGAGCUUCUGGUGCCUGGCCAGCCAGUAGGACCAUCGUGGGCAAUAACAUGCUUUUCCCUGUGGAAGAGCCUCUCUGAAAGAGACAUUCCAUCUCCAUGGUCCACUCUGAGGGGCACUGCCAGGUAGAGAUUAGCCCCUGCGGCUAGAGAAAGCCCUUUGAGGUAGUGAGUAUCCAACCUGCUGUGUGUUUGGCAGGAUCCGUGCUUGGCAGGGUAGUGGAUCGCCAGCUGGUUCACAAACUUAAAUGAGGCUUUUGCCUGUAGAAAGGAGUAAAGACAUCACUUUCCUACCUCUGAGCCAUCUCUUCGUAGAAGCACCAUAGAAUGUUACCAAAUAUUUAAAACAUUUUAAGCUCGCUUGUUGAAUUCCUGUCCUGUUCAUGAGGAACCAGAUGGCCCAGAAGCCACAGGCACCCACCCCAAGUUUCCCCAAAAGUUGGAGUGAUGCUAAAAACCUUGCAAGUGAAUGGCUCUUCUACCUUCUCAGAACCAACAGUGAGAGAGUGGUCGCAUUGGUUAUGUUGUGAUGUUCAGUAUAUAAAAAGCCAUACAUUCUUCUGAUUUCUUGUUUUCAGUGUUUCUGCUGUGUGGAUGUAUAGGAUGAAGUAUGCAAAUUUUUCGAAAAUGCUAGAAGAAAAGUACUUUUCAAAUACAGUAUUUUUUUUAACCAAUAAACUUGCUAGUUUUACAG
This is a messenger RNA of Loxodonta africana (African savanna elephant), 4370 nucleotides long. It is a transcript of the gene C15H2orf68, whose product is annotated as chromosome 15 C2orf68 homolog. Bases 75 to 575 code for a protein of 166 amino acids. The transcript is spliced from 4 exons. Lineage: Eukaryota; Metazoa; Chordata; Mammalia; Proboscidea; Elephantidae. The record is from RefSeq and is a predicted model, not a curated record.